Messenger RNA from Emiliania huxleyi CCMP1516, 438 nucleotides. RefSeq lists its product as hypothetical. The record is from RefSeq and is a predicted model, not a curated record. Bases 1 to 438 code for a protein of 145 amino acids. The transcript has a single exon. NCBI's taxonomy places the organism in Eukaryota, Haptophyta, Isochrysidales, Noelaerhabdaceae.
AUGGCGAAUACUUACGCGGCGUACUCGCUCGACGAGGAGAGCGAGGAGCGGCUCCGGCAGGACCUCGAGCAAAUGCUCGAGAGGUGCACCGCGAUGGAGCACGCCCUCGCCGAGAACCAGGAGCGACUGCUGCGCGUCGCGCGGGACCGGGAGCGGGAUCUCGCCGACCUGUCCCGCAACGUGGCGUGCAACGUGGCCGAAGCGGCCGCGGCGAUCUCGGAGGCCCAAGGGUCGCCUCUUCCCCUGCUGAGCGCGAAUGGGACGAUCGCGGCGGCAAACCCGGCGGAUCUGCCGGUCGCGGUGUGCUCCGCGCUCCGCGCGUGCAAGGAGUCCAUCGUCCGCAUGCCGCUCAAGGGCCUUGGUCCGCGGCUCGCCGCGACCCUGUCCAGCGCGGGCUUCGCACUGGGAUGGCUCGUCGUGGGCUACACUCUCGCAUGA